AUGGGUUUUCCGGAGGAGAGAUUCCAGAUAGUUUUGCUUCCUUUGUUGCAAGCUCUGAAUCUUCAACGCAAUAAUCUUAGUGGUCCUAUUCAUGCAAGUGUUGGUGGAUUAAAGGAGCCUGAAGAUCUAGCUUUGUCUUAUAAUGAGUUAUCUGGUAACAUUAUUGGGAACUGCAGGAGGCUUCAUCUCGGUUCUAGCAAUUGCAAGAAGCUGAUGACUUUAGAUCUGUCUUUCAAUGAUUUCAAAGGCGGUGUUCCGCCUGAAAUCGGCAACUACAGUAGCCUUCAGUCUUUAGCCAGGGAAAACUGCAACUUGACUGCUAAGGAACUGCAGCAGCUUGGUGAUACCUUGAAGUUGAACAACAACCAGCUCCAAGGCAAGAUACCUCAUGCAUUGUGUAAGCUAAAGAAGCUACAAAGCCUGGAACUUUUUCGUGAAUUAGCUCUCCAGGGAGGUACCACCCAAUCUCUGCAAUGGACACUGAAAGUUUUCAACUUGGGUUCUAAUCAGCUUCAUGAAUUUCCUGAGAGUCAUCAUAGUCUUUCCUAUGUGAGCCUCCACAGCAAAAACUUUGAAGGACCCAUUCCGCGCAGCUUGGGAAGCUGUAAGAAUCUUCUGACCAUCGAUCCUGAAGAGGUAGGAAAUCUUCAAAACCGCGGAGAGUUGUAUCUUUCGAAUAGUCAUCUGGAAGGUCCUCUGCCAUCGCAGCUUUCAGGCUGUGUGAGAAUUCUGAAAUUUGAUGUUGGAUCCAAAUCAUUGAAUGGUUCUGUUCCAUCGAGCUUCAGAAGCUGGAAGAGCUUGUCAACUUUAGUUCUCAGCGAUAAUCAGUUUUCAGAAGCCAUUCCACCAUUCUUGGCAGAGCAUGACCGCCUCUCAGACCUGCGGAUAGCUCGAAAUGCUUUUGGAGGUGAGAUUCCUUCCUCUGUUGGCUUGUUAAAGAGUCUGCAUUAUGGCUUAGACCUAAGUGGAAAUGGAUUCACGGGUGAGAUUCCAGUCACACUGGUGAAUCUUAUCAAUCUUGAUCGGCUCAACAUAUCCAACAACAAGUUGACAGGUUCUUUACUGGUUCCUCAACGUUUUAGGUCCUUACUUCAGGUUGACGUCUUGAAUAACCAGCUCACAUGGCCAAUACCAGAAAAGCUGAUAUCAGAUAUGUCGAUGUUUUCGGGGAAUCCAGACCUCUGCAUUCAAGCUUCUUCUUCACACCUGGAAGAUUACCCUUUAGCAGCUGGGUCCUCUCUAUUCGUAUUUGCUUUGCUUUUUGCUCUGGUUUUGGUUUUCCUCCGCCACAAGAGAGGAGCCAAGACAGAAGAUGCUCAUGUCCUCAACGAAGAAGAAGGUCUGUCCUUGUUGCUGAAUAGAGUUCUUGCAGCCACUGAGAAUCUAGAUGACAAGAACAUCAUUGGAAGAGGAGCUGAUGGAGUUGUUUACAGAGCCACUUUAGGGCCAGGCGAAGAAUACGCCGUGAAAAAGCUCAUCUUUGCGGAACACUUACGGAGUUGUUUUACUCGAGCUGGUGACAAGAAAGAGAGCAGUGGACAGAUCUUCCAGGAGGAGACUGAUAUCAUGAGCUGGGUCAGAUAUGUAUUAAGCAGCUACGAGGAUGAUGAUACUGCUGGUCCAAUUGUUGAUCCAACGCUCGUAGAUACAAAGCUAAGGGAACAAGCAAUCCAAGUUACAGACUUGGCACUUAGGUGUACGGACAAGAGGCCAGAGAAUAGACCUUCCAUGAGAAAUGUGGUGAAAGAAUUGACUGAUGUGAAAGAGCUAGUAAGAAAGACGUCUGUUUCGGUUCAGUAG
Arabis nemorensis is the source of this 1800-nucleotide messenger RNA. The record is from the annotation of a GenBank genome assembly. NCBI's taxonomy places the organism in Eukaryota, Viridiplantae, Streptophyta, Magnoliopsida, Brassicales, Brassicaceae.